AUGAUAGGGAUUGUAUAUGAAAAGGCUCCAAUGAUAAGCUAAAUAAAAUAACAGACAUUAACAACUUAGUUGAAAUAGUGGUAAAAAGUAUCUAUUUAUAGUUAUAGAAAAUUAUUUGAUAUUUAAAAAUAGAAGGAGUUGAAUUAGGAUUAUUUGAAAUCGAAAUAACCACAAUGA
Messenger RNA from Paramecium pentaurelia, 177 nucleotides. NCBI's taxonomy places the organism in Eukaryota, Ciliophora, Oligohymenophorea, Peniculida, Parameciidae. The record is from the annotation of a GenBank genome assembly.